Messenger RNA from Parascedosporium putredinis, 4182 nucleotides. The record is from the annotation of a GenBank genome assembly. NCBI's taxonomy places the organism in Eukaryota, Fungi, Ascomycota, Sordariomycetes, Microascales, Microascaceae.
AUGCACAUCCAGGCGUGUAGAGACUACUACCAACGCGCCUUUGAUGAAGUUGAUGAUGCGAUGUGGAAGAUCCAAAGCCCUAGAUCCCGAGACCGCAACAGGGACGUUUACGAUUUCCACACUGAGCAUUCUCAUCAAGAAUCGGAUGAUGAGCAUUUUGAGGCCGCUGCCGGCCACAGGCAAGAGCUAACAGUCAUGGCAGAGAAGUUCAUUGAGAGACUAUCUGGCGCGAUGAAGGCGGUCGCGUCCCAAGAGCGCUUGGUUCGCGAGCCUAUUCGAGGGUCACAAGUCAAGGAAAGAAGCACACGAGACUCAGGCGGGCACCCAUCAAAGCUUCGCCACGAAGAGGACGCACCCCGGGGUGGAGGUGGAGUUGCGAGAGGGCAAGCCGCGAGUGGAUCGGGUGGCCCGGCGAGGACAGCAAAGCAGAGCGCGAUGACACCCAGUAACGGUGUGUCAGCAGUCCGACCAGGGGCCGAGUCAAUAAGCGACCGAUCCUCUAAGGAUAGCUCGAUAUCGACCGUGACCCCUUUGGGUAUCGCCCCUGCCGCCCGUCUGGAAACGGGCGGUAAUGGUGACUCUCUAAGCUCUCCCGAACUGCGGCGGCACAUCGCAGCGUAUCUUGGCGCGGACACGACCUGGUCAGAAGAGGAAGACUCUGCUAUCAUGGCACAUCUCAGGGCCGGACGGCGCAUGGAAGUUAGGAAACUUGGGGAAAAGCUUGGCCGGGACGAGGCGGAGCUUAGACAUCGGAUCUCCACGCUCAAGGUUAUUGCGAGGAAAUCUGCCAGAAACGCAACCUCAAGAAGUUUUCGUCACUCAAUUCGCAUCUCCUACCCUAACAUCAUGGCCGACAACGAGAGUUUCGAAGUCGUUUCCCACGACGAAGCUGCCCCCGCUGGCCCUGUUCCUACCGAAUCCAGCCCGGCCCCCUCGUCGCCACCUUCCACGACGAACGGAACGACCAAGCCCAAGACGACACCCACAACGGGCACCGCUUCCAAGACUACCACCGGUGUUCGCCGCCCCGUUACCGGCGCAUCGGCUGCCGCCAAGCCCACAGCUUCCGCGACCGCUCGGGCUGCGGGCGGUCUUAGCAAGCCUCCCACUCGUCCCCCGUCUCCUCUUCUGUCCGUCGACCGACAACCUCUAGAUGAGAGCAAGAAGCGCACUUUGGCUUCUAGCGCCCGUCGCACCUCGGCCGUCUCUGGUGCCGUAAGCUCGGCUUCCCCAGCGAGGACAGCCGAGCGAAAGCCCGGGACUGGUACUGCCACUGCUCCCUCCGCUGCGAGCACCGCAAGACGCGCCGCGACAGGGACUGCUUCUGCGUCACCAAGAUCCGCUGCCGGCACGACUUCUACAAGAACAGCUGCCUCUGGCGCUCCGGCGGCUGCUGGGACCGCCUCCGCCACCAGAACGCGUCCCGCUGCCACCGGGGUCGUUGCUGAAGCGAGAAAGAGGCUCUCCAUCGCCAGUGGUACCAGCGCUGUUGGUUCCUCCGCCGCCAAGUCCGUUGCCGGUGCCUCUGCUGAGGAGCUCGAAGGCCUUAAGGCCAAGUUGGCUGAAAAGGAGUCGGAAAUUGAAUCCCUCAAAGCCCAGGUCCAGACUGCCGAAGACAAGGUCAACGAACUUGGCCAGCAGGUGCAGGCUGAUGAAGCCGGUGUAAAGACAGCCGAGGAAACGAUUCGAAGCCAGCAUGCGGAUCACAUCUCCGAGCUCAAGGCGGAGCACGAGAGCGCCAUCGCGGAUCUCGAAGGCCAGGUCGCGGCUGCGAACGAGAAGCUCCAGACCGCCGAAGCUAGCCUCGAAGAGCAGAAGGUGCAGUACUCUGACCUUGUUGCCGCCAAGGAGGCUGCCGAAGCCGAACUUGCUUCCCUAAAGCAGAGCAUCGACGCUUUGGAGGCGGCGCACGCUGAGAAGUUGAGCGAGUCCGAGGCCGCCCUCAACAAGAUUGUGGAAGAGCAUUCUAGUGCCAUCCAGGCCCUGCAGGCACAGCAUGCUACGGAGCUGGAGAAGCUCUCUGCUGAUUCCUCCGACAGUGCACAGGUUGUUGCUGCUCUAAAGGCUGGGCACGAAUCCGCCCUCGCCGAGCUUCAGCAAAGCGCCGCAGCCUCCGCCGAAGAACACUCUACCAAGGUUGCUACCCUCGAGGCCCAGGUGUCCGAGCUCUCCACCAAGGUGGAAGAUGCUGGAAAAGCUUCCCAGGCGGCCGAGGCUGAGCUUGAAGCAAAGGCUGCGGAGCUCGAGGAAUCAAAGGCAAAGCUGUCCGAGCUUGAAGCACAACUCAGCGCCGUCAAGGUUGAGCUGGAUGCGUCCAACGAGAAGCUUGCGGCCUGGGAGGAGAAGGCUGCUACCGCCCAACAAGAAGUUAGCGCAAAGGACGAGAAUCUCAAGGAAGUUAUGAGGAAGCAUGAAGAACAGCUGAAGCAGGUUUCUCAGGAUUACGAGGAUGAGAUUGAGAGCCUGAGGGGCGACGCCUUCUUCAAGCGCAAAUUCCAGGAACUCGAGGUGAAGCAUAACGAGCUCACUGACUCCCACGCCACCGCCGCGGAGAGCCACAAGCAAGCCCUUGAAGCCGCGACAAAGGAACACGAGGCCGCAGUAGCCGCUCUCAAGGUGCGUGAAGAGGAGUUCCAAAAGGAUCUUGCUGCUCUCCAAGCAAGCCACGCCGAGGAGCUCCACGGUGCCCGUCAUACCGCCGAAGGGGCCCUUGAGACUACCAUGGGCGAAUUGAAGGAGAGCCACGCCAAGCAAAUUGACGUUCUCAAGACGGAAAGCGAGGCCGCUCUCGCAAAGGAGCUCGACGCUCUUGCCACUUCGCAUGCCGCGAUUCUUGAGGAGCUGAAGAAGGCGAGCGACGCAGAGAAGCAAGACCUCGUUGCUACCCAUGAGCAGGAGCUUGCCAAAACCAGGGAAACCGGCGACAGCGCCCAUGCGGCUGAAGUUGAGCAGCUCAAGCAGGCUCUCAGCGAAGCCCAAGCCGAUGCUGCAGCUAGCACAAGCGCUCAGACAGCCACUAUCGAGAAGCUGAUGAAGGACCUUGAGGCUGCCCAAGCAGAUGCCGAAGCGGCCCAGGCUCAGAUCCUUGCUGCCCAAUCCCAGGUUGAGGCGAGCGCGGGUGCGCACAGCGCUGAGAUUGAGAGCCUCAAGGCUGAUCUCGAGGCUGCUGUGGCCCGAGCUGAGUCUGGAGCCAGUGCGCAUGGCGCUGAAAUCGAGAGCCUAAAGAAGGACCUCUCGGAGGCCAAGGCGGAGGUUGAGAAGGCCCAGGCCGAUCUUGCGUCCGCUCUAGAAGCUGCCAAGCAGGAGCUUGAAUCGUCGCACGCAGUGGAAGUGGAGAAGCUCAUUUCGCUCAACGCGGAAGCGAUAGAAGCUUUGAAGAAGCAGUCGGCGGAGGAUGCUGCGUCCCAGGCUGAGACCAUUGCCCUGCUCAAGGAGACGCAAGCGAAGACCCUCGACGAGCUGACGGCCGAGCACGAGAAUAGGCUCGCUGCUCUCACGAGCGAGAGCACCAAGUAUCAGGCCGCUGCUCAGGAGCUUGAGACUGUGAAGGAAACUCUGAGCAAGGUUCAAGCCGACGCGGAGGACCUCGGCCAGCAGCUAGCGCAUGAGAAGAUGGAACGUGCCGUUGCCCAGGCUGACCUCGACGCGUCCCGCAACGUGAAGCCCGACACCUCGGAACUUGACGCCCUCAAGGAAACUCUUCAAUCCCAGAAGGAGGCGCACGAAACCCAGCUUGCAGCCGUCCAGGAGAGCUCUCCAACCUCAAGCUCGACGUUGAGGGCCGACUACGAAGAGAUGCACCACGCGAUGACGGAGCUCAUCGAAUCGGAACAAAAGAAGACCAAGGAUCUCCAAGAGUCGCUCGAGGCGCUCGAGAAGAAGGUGGAGGAGAAGGAAAAGGUGGUUGAUGAGCUCGACGCGCUGCUCAAAGUGAAGGAUGCUGAAAUUGCGGAGGCAAAGGCCAACGCGGCUGCGGCCCCAAAGGACAAGACGGUUGACGCCGACGCCGAGAACGAGACCGCCGCGGCUGAAGGUGAGGAAAAUGACUAUUCAUCUGCCGCAUUAGCUUCGCUGGCAAAAGCUAGAGUAACUGCCAAGCAGAUGGACUCGGUCGAGUCUGACAUUAGGGAGCGUAACCGAGAGAUGCUCAACUCGAUCACGGACAUCAAACAGUCUGCUUAG